This is a messenger RNA of Hevea brasiliensis (rubber tree), 813 nucleotides long. RefSeq lists its product as uncharacterized. The transcript is spliced from 2 exons. NCBI's taxonomy places the organism in Eukaryota, Viridiplantae, Streptophyta, Magnoliopsida, Malpighiales, Euphorbiaceae. Bases 94 to 501 code for a protein of 135 amino acids. The record is from RefSeq and is a predicted model, not a curated record.
ACCAAGAGGACUAUUUCGCUCGAAGGUUACCAGCAUUUCCUUGAGAAUCCCUAUGACGAAGCGUUCAACCUGAUUCAAAUUAACUAGCGUAAUAUGUACGAUGCAUUGAGCGCCAUAGACCUGAUGAAGCCACAGCGCUCCACGCUUAAAGACAAACUAUGGCCGUACGAUUCCUCACUCUCGCUCGAUCAGAUGAAGGAAGACCUGGAGACUCUGAACUGGCAGGAGUGCCCAGUUCAAUCUAUCGAGACCAUAAGUCAGCUAGAAUCUAGCGGUGGCAGUGAUGUUGUGUCGAAGAGUCUUCCAAUGUCAUCGUUCGAGAUCAGCCGCAAGCGACGGAGAUCAAAGAGGAUGAGGAACAUUGCGGACAAUGGAACCGCUGCUCGUUGUAACAUUCCCCCUGUCCUGACGUGGUUGGCACCUAUGGUGUUGGUGCAGGAGCAACUAAGCAUGAUUCCUCCCUGUUUGUGGAUAAGUACAGCUGGGAUUUCUGAGGAGUGAUCAGGUUUUUUUAGGGUUUUGGGUAUUUCCCUUCCUUCAGGAACUGCAACUUUUGUUGUCAAAAGCCCAGAUUGUGCCACGUAUCUUGCAUUAUUACAGCGCCGUGCCUCUCCCGCGCCCACUGGUGACUGGAUUUCUGGUCUUCUGCCUGCAUUUUUAUACUAAUUUUCUUCUGUACUUGCGAGGCUAUCAAGGACUGGGUGGGUUUUGGCCCAAAUCAGCUCACCUGUUUCACUAUGCGGGAUUGUCUUGUGGUCUUUGAAUUUCCAAACAACUUUCGUUUUAUUACUUGUUAAUGAAAUGAUUGCUGCA